AUGUUCAGUGGUUCUAUAUCAGAGGAUGCUAUGUUCAGUGGUCCUAUGUCAGAGGAUGUUAUGUUCAUUGGCCCUAUAUCAGGGGAUGAUAAGUUCAGUGGUUCUAUAUCAGAGGAUGCUAUGUUCAGUGGUUCUAUAUCAGAGGAUGCUAUGUUCAGUGGUCCUAUGUCAGAGGAUGCAAUGUUCACUGGCCCUAUAUCAGGGGAUGCUAAGUUCAGUGGUUCUAUAUCAGAGGAUGCUAUGUUCAGUGGUUCUAUAUCAGAGGAUGCUAUGUUCAGUGGUCAUUUGUCAGAGGAUGUUAUGUUCAUUGGCCCUAUAUCAGGGGAUGCUAAGUUCAGUGGUUCUAUAUCAGAGGAUGCUAUAUUCAGUGGUUCUAUAUCAGAGGAUGCUAUGUUCAGCGGUCCUAUAUCAGCGGAUGCUAUGUCCAUUGUCCCUAUAUCAGGGGAUGCUAUGUUCAGUGGUUCUAUAUCAGAGGAUGCUAUGUUCAGUGGUUCUAUAUCAGAGGAUGAUAUGUUCAGUGGUCCUAUAUAA
Molecule: messenger RNA, 531 nt
Organism: Saccoglossus kowalevskii
Lineage: Eukaryota; Metazoa; Hemichordata; Enteropneusta; Harrimaniidae
Product: trophinin-like
Source: RefSeq, a predicted model, not a curated record